AUGGGAGACCUGCAGAGGUGCCUAGCCAGCGGGGAAUAUGGCAUGCUGAAGGAUUGUCCCCUGUUUGAAAGCAAUUUUAUGCAGGUUACCAAGACAGGAGAUGUAGCCAACAGGGUCACUGUGGGCAUUGCUGCCACCAGCCCAAGCCUGGAGCUGCCUGAUCUUAUGUUGCUGGCACGGCCUGCCCCAUCCUUAACAGGGCAAUGUCUGUGUGAGUGUCCUGAUCCUGAAGCAUUUCCCGAUGAGGAGCUGCAGCUCUUUGGGCUUCUGCCCUUGAAGUUUGUCCGGAUCUAUGUCCAUGACGAGACACGAUUCCAAUUCAAAGUCCGCCUAGCCAACGGCCGCACUUUUUACCUGCAACUUCUGACACACCCCCUCAAACAGGAGGAUGUCUUUGGGCAAUGGGUACGGCUGCUUUACCGCUUGCGCUUUCAUCACUCUGACGCCCCACUCACUUAUGAGCAGGAGGCUACAGCCUACCGCCAUCAGAAGCGGAGACAAAGCACCCCAGAAUAG
This is a messenger RNA of Rhineura floridana, 516 nucleotides long. RefSeq names its product golgi associated RAB2 interactor 5A (gene GARIN5A). The transcript is spliced from 3 exons. The coding region runs from base 1 to 516 and encodes 171 amino acids. The record is from RefSeq and is a predicted model, not a curated record. Gene Ontology annotation, cellular component: nucleus. Lineage: Eukaryota; Metazoa; Chordata; Lepidosauria; Squamata; Rhineuridae.